Molecule: messenger RNA, 2978 nt
Organism: Solea senegalensis (Senegalese sole)
Lineage: Eukaryota; Metazoa; Chordata; Actinopteri; Pleuronectiformes; Soleidae
Gene: serinc2l
Product: serine incorporator 2, like
Exons: 10
Coding region: 86-1453 (455 amino acids)
Cellular component (GO): membrane
Source: RefSeq, a predicted model, not a curated record
UUCUGUACGGCAGACCACUUUACUGUAAGCGGAAAGUGUCGUUUCGCGAUCGUACUACCAACAAUUUCAGCGUUUAAAUGUUGAAAUGGGUGCCUGUCUUGCUUUGUGCUCUAUAGCCAGCUGUGCCUCCUGUCUGUGUGGCUCAGCACCAUGUCUUCUGUGCGGCUGCUGUCCCUCCUCCAACAACUCCACCAUCACACGGCUGGUGUUCUCAUUGUUUUUGUUGAUGGGGACUGUUGUGUCAGUCAUCAUGAUUCUCCCUGGAAUGGAAACACAGCUCCGCAAAAUCCCCGGAUUUUGUGAAGGAGGUGCUUCCAUACCUGGUAUUGACAACGUGGCUAACUGUGAUGUUCUUGUGGGCUACAAGUCUGUGUACCGAAUGUGCUUCGCCAUGACCUGCUUCUUCUUUCUGUUUUUUGCCAUAAUGUUUGGUGUCCGUAACAGCAAAGAUCCACGUGCAGCUAUUCAAAAUGGAUUUUGGUUCUUUAAGUUUUUGAUCCUGGUUGGGAUAACGGUGGGAGCUUUUUUCAUUCCUGAUGGAACAUUUCAUACUGUGUGGUUUUACUUUGGAGUAGUUGGAUCCUUCAUCUUCAUCGUUAUCCAGCUAAUUCUCCUCAUCGACUUUGCCCACUCCUGGAACAAGGUGUGGGUUGGAAAUGCUGAAAAUGGUGACAACAAAUGCUGGUUUGCAGGUCUCUUGUCAUUCACCUUCCUCCACUACGCGCUGGCUUUCACGGCCGUGGUGCUUUUCUAUGUUUACUACACACAGCCUGAUGACUGCACAGAGCACAAGGUGUUCAUCAGCCUCAACCUUAUCUUCUGCAUCAUCAUCUCCAUUGUUUCCAUCUUACCCAAGAUACAGGAAGCCCAGCCACAUUCUGGUUUGCUCCAGGCUUCACUCAUCUCACUCUACACCAUGUAUGUCACAUGGUCUGCAAUGACUAACAACCCAAAUCGGAAGUGCAACCCCAGUUUGUUGAGUCUAGUAUCAAACGUCAGCACCACAGAAACACCUACAGACGGCACUCCAGAACAGGUGCAGUGGUGGGAUGCUCAAGGCAUUGUUGGAUUGGUCAUAUUUCUGUUCUGCACUCUCUAUGCCAGUAUCCGUUCGUCCAGCAACACCCAGGUUAACAAGCUUAUGCAGACAGAGGAGGGGGGAGGAUCAGGUGGAGAAGGUGUGGUGGGAGAGGACGGCAUACUCAGAGCUGUGGACAAUGAGGAGGAGGGAGUCACGUACAGCUACUCCUUUUUCCACUUCCACCUCUGUCUGGCCUCUCUGUACAUCAUGAUGACUCUCACCAAUUGGUAUCAACCAGACACCAGCACCCAGGCCAUGCAGAGCAGCAUGCCAGCUGUGUGGGUGAAGAUGAGCUCCAGCUGGCUUGGCCUUGGGCUUUACCUCUGGACCCUCAUUGCCCCGCUCAUGUUCCCCGACAGGGACUUCAGCUGAGCACACCUUGUGUGACUACAUUUGGUUCUUUUUUGUUUGGUUAUAUUCUUUGAUUUUUUUGCCUUUCGGUUUAGGCAGCAUGAAGGAUGUCAUAGAGGAAAUAGGAAGGAUACUAUAAAGGGAGAAGUUUCUAUUGAUUUCAUUUUUAAGUAAUUGCUCUACUAUUUUGCUAUUGUGUUCCUCUUGGUUCUUUAGUGCUUUCUUGUUGGUUUUAGCCCGUUAUUUAUUUUCUACGCCAGCCACCUUGAUAGACUAUCCACUAACUUCUGCUUGAUGCGGUACAGCAGGUUGUGUGAGCGCUGUUUUUAUUUAUGCUUGAUAUUAGUUGCUGGGUUAAUACAACAAAACUAUGUAAUAAUGCACUUUCUCAAUACCUCAGACAUUUCUGUUGCAGAUUCCCUUUUGGAAGGGCUGUGAGAUUAUACCUCUCUGAUUGGCCAAGUCUGAGCACAACACUUUUCAGUGCUGGGGACACCAGGGUUUCCCUCUUUAGGAGCCCCAGUGUGAGGUGAGUGUGAGGGUUAGAUAAGACUUAACUGCCACACCCCACGGAUCAUAACAGGGCUUCCCCUUUGCUGCUCGUCUGUUUGCAAAAGCCAUGUCAUUGCACAUUGUGCCAGAGAAAAAAAACAGUCUAAUCUCAGCUCUUCCUUGACAACUUUAACCUAAGGUAAUUUAUCUCCGGUGCUAUGCCUUUCUGUGUCUGACUGUUCGGCCUUGUACAGCUACAGCAUCAGCCUGUACCUGCAUAGCAGCCCGUUUGCAGUAAAGAGACGUGUAUUGAUCCAUAGCAGUCAGCAUCAUGCAGUGUGCAGUGAAACAGUUGAGGUGAUCGCAUGAACUCCCAUUAUUUCCACAAUGCUGCAGAGCACGCCACUAAGUUACAAGAAAAGGGUCUUUUAAACGUUUAAACAUUUCAGAGAUGAAGAAUCGCUUUUAGAUAGUAUUGACCUUCGUAGUAUGUUAAUGGUCGUAAUGAUGGUACAGUCAUAGUUGUUACCUCAAUUUCAUUAUGAAUGGGAGUUAAAAUAAGAUCAUUCUAUUUUUCAUUUGUGAAAAAAAAAGAUUUUGGUACAAUCCUGAAAUGUUAUCCUUUGUUAUUUUCUUUUUCAACAUUUCAAAAGCCACAUACAGCAAUCAGAGUUCUCUUACUGCAUGUGAAUAUUGUAAGUGAAGUUUUUCAAAGUGCUGUGAUACAGUAAAUAGGUAUUUUUAAGUCACUCAUUUUGUUUAGGAAAAUCAUCUGUAUUUUACAUUUUACAAUUAUCAGCCUACUUAGGUGAUUUUGGCAGUAUUGUCCACAACAGAUAAUAACAUAAAUUCACAAAACACUAUAAAGUGCCUUUUUUUAGUCCCACAUUUCAAAAACAAAUGCCAUGACUGAUGCUGAUGUGCUUCUUAUGCCUUUCAUUAUACACUGAGGUGAGUCAGUCAUUGCCUGCUGUAAGGCAUAGGCCUAUGGAAUGAGUUAUUAUUGUAAUCAAGGUAUAAACAAUGUUUUUAAUAAAGAAAAACUUUCACUCAA